CUUUGUUUUUGCUCUUGUAAGUUUUGGCUCAUAAACUGUAACAUUCUCGUCAUUCUCUUCAGGAUGUUCAGCCUGUCUCACCAAAGCUAAUACAUGUUCGUUAGUAACCACAUGCUUUAAAAUGUGUUUAACAGUAUUUGCACUUAAUUUGGUCUUGGCAGCUUUUUCUCCCAAGCUCUCUUCUAUAUUAUCCUCAACUUCGUUAAUUAUUUGUUUAUCCACUUCAUUGGGCACAAACUUUUUUCGUUUUGUUGGGCUUUCUAUCACUAUUUUUAACGCGUCGUCCGAAUUAUCUUCGUCAGACUCUUGCAUUAUUUCGAGGGAAUCCAUGUUCAGUUCAAAAAGAAUCGCGUAGUGUCAACAAAAAACAAUAACAUUUUAAAUUAAGGUUAUGUUUACUCACACACAGUGUUGCCAACCAGUGUUGACAACGUUUUUUUCAAAAUUAAACCCACAUACACGUACUUCCACGUAUGUAAUUAAACCCAAACUCCUUAGAAUUACCUCAACAAAAAUUAAGCUUGAUUUAUAACAUUGAAAAUGUCUUUUGCUAGAAACCAUAGAAAUAAUACUAUUAUUUGUAUUUUUAUAGUAUUAUUUCUAUGGUUGCGCAGGGCAGCCAACUAUAAGCCAUCUUGUCAAAUCUUAUUUAUUUGUUGCUUAUACGAAAUCAAUACAAGUAAAUACACGUUUUAUUUGUUGUUUGAGAGUUUUCUAUUGUUUUAUACAGCUUGCCUAAGUACCUAUUUUCUGAAGUUGAUUAUGUGAAGAAGUAGUUUCCAUAGACAAUGGAACAAAUAGUUGUUAAAAAAGAACCUGAAGAACUGGUCGUUAAAAAAGAAUCUGAAGAACUAGUCAAAAAUUCCAAAGGUGAUAUUUCGAUGAAUUAUGAUAAACCUAGUCCCUCUGCUGACCAAGAAAUGCCUUCAGCCUCUGGAACAGCAAUAAAACAAGAAAUUAAAGUUGAACUGGAUGAUAGUGGAAACUCCAUUGUAUACAACGAAUUGUGGGUAAAAGAAGAUUUUGAUGAAAUCAAGCAAGUCAAACUAAAAUUUGAAGCUGAAGAUAAAAUGCCUUCAACCUCUGGAACAGCAAUAAAACAAGAAAUUAAAAUUGAACUGGAUGAUAGUGAAAACUCCAUUGUUUACAAUGAAUCUUGGGUAAAAGAAGACAUCGAUGAAAGCAAGCAAGUCAAACUAAAAUUUAAAGCUGAAGAUAAAAUGUUUUUUAACCAAGGGUCUAAUAUCAAUAAUAGGGGAGAUGAAACUGAAAAUAUGUUUUGCAAUAUUAAGGAAGAAGAAAGGGACAACGACUUUUCUGAAGAUAAAAAAUUCUCACUCAAUGAAGAAAAAUAUGAGAGUAAAGCCAUGUUUGAGACAAAAAUUGAGAUGGAAUAUCAUGGGGUUAAAAAUGAUGAAUGGUGGACCAACAGUGAAGUUGAAGAUAAAGAAAUACUGGAGAAAAUAGUGCUCCCAAAAGCAGAAAAAGAAAUUGAAAAAUAUCCAGAGUCCAGUAGUGAUGAAGAAGAAGAUUUGUCAGAUUGUUUCUAUGAGUGCAAAAAUUGCUCAGUUCAAUUUUUUAACAGAGAAUUAUUAGAUAGACACAAGGAAGGGUGCUUCAAAGAAAAAAUGUUUGAAUGUGACUGUUGCCCUAAGAAAUAUUUCACAAAUAAUGGUUUAUCUAUUCAUAAAAAGCAUUUGCAUGGGAAAAGUGAACUGGAAAAAUUUAAUUGCAACCAAUGCGAUUUUGAAACUUCAUAUAAAAGUAGUUUUAGAAUUCAUUCAAGAACUCACGAUAAAGAACAAUAUUUAAAAUGCCAUUUCUGUCAGUACAGGGCUGUCCAAUUACAUACUUUAAAUGCCCACAUUCUAAGCAAACAUAAACUAGAAAAUAAGGGAGAAAAUGAAAUAAAAAUAACAAGUAAAAUUUAUCAGUGCACUAAAUGUUCAUUUUCAACUGUUCACAAAACAAAUUAUCAUACCCACAUGAAAGUAUGCCUGAAGUUAAAAAAUGUUGAAUGGUAUAAAUGUCACAUUUGCUACUACAGAACUAUUCAUAAAAGUAAUUUGAGUAGUCAUAAAAAAACUCAUAAUAAAACAAAAGAAUUUAAGUGUUUGUUUUGUAAAUAUGAAAGUAAUUUAAAACUAAGUUUUGACAACCAUAUUUUAAGUAAACAUUCAAAUUUGUUAAAUGAAUCAAAUAAAAAUGUAAUCACUUCCAAAGUGCAUGCAUGUCAACUUUGUAAAUAUAAAACCACAUUUCCAAGUAUCCUAAACAAACAUGUAAAAAAUAAACAUUAAACAUUUUUACCCAACUAAUUAAAAACUUUUUUAUUCUAAUUUUUAAUAAAUUGUCAUAAUUUAUUAUACGCUAAAGAAGUAUCGCUAGUGGCGCCACCACGUGGCCGUCAUCAUCUUUUAAUAAGCAGCUGCGCACCAUAUGUAGGAUGCCAUAAUACAAACAUAUAUUUAAAAUACAGGAACUGAGGCAAAGAAUUAUAAUUAUAUAUAAGAGAAUGCCAGUUUAACCCCAGAAAUGUUAGAAAUAAUGUUGAACCACGUCUGUACUAUUGUAUUGAAGUUGGAGGGAAUCACUUUGAGCAAUGCAUUCGUUAAUUUACAAUGUUUUUGUUUUUUCUUAAUUCACCUAAUUUAAAAAUUCAAAUAGUAAUUUCUCGAAAACUAAUCAUGGCAUUGUUUUCUCAAUAUGCGCAUUAAAUGCUUUUUAUUUUUUUCAUCGAAAACCGUUAGUCGUACGAAAAAUGGUCAAGAAAUCAAAUUUGCCCUAAAAUGAAUGGGGAUAUAAAAAAAAUUUUUAUUUUAAAAAAUAGCAGUGGCGUGCAUAAUAUUUUUCCAAAAAUAUCUAGACCACAUCCUGUAAGGACGCCACUGGUAAAAAAAUAAAAAAUCUUCUAUAACAAAAACUUACUUAGAAGGCGUGUGCCAAAUUUUAUAAAAAUAUCUAGGAAGUUAUUAAAGUUAUGAUAA
Molecule: messenger RNA, 2987 nt
Organism: Brassicogethes aeneus
Lineage: Eukaryota; Metazoa; Arthropoda; Insecta; Coleoptera; Nitidulidae
Source: the annotation of a GenBank genome assembly